AUGAGGACCCUGGACCAGCCUCCUGUUUCCAGCCUAGAUGUUCAACCUUCCCGCUUCAUCUCUUUCAGACCCAGAUUCUCCUUGACGCCAAGACCCAACUUCACUGCUGUGACAGAGUUCACCUUUGAAGGCUUUUCCAUUUUUGGGUGGCAGCACAGACUCAUCCUCUUUGUGGUCUUUUUGGUCUUGUACCUGUUGACCCUCAUGAGCAAUGCCAUCAUCUUGAUGGUUAUCCGCCUCAACCGUCAGCUUCACACACCCAUGUACUUCUUCCUGAGUGUCCUGUCCGUUUCUGAGACCUGUUACACCGUGGCCAUCAUCCCCCAGAUAUUGUCCAGUCUCCUGAGCCCCCAAUAAGCCAUCUCCGUUCCAGACUGUACCACUCAGCUCUUCUUCUACCUCACCUUCGGCAUCAACAACUGCUUCCUGCUCACGGCCAUGGGGUACGACCGCUAUGUGGCCAUCUGCAACCCCCUACGGUACUCGGUCAUCAUGGGCAAAAAGACCUGUAUACAGUUGGCAGGUGGAUCCUGGAGCAUUGGCCUGAGCACAGCCAUCAUUGAGGUGUCUUCUGUGUUCAGCCUGGCCUUCUAUGAAGCCAACAUCAUCUCCCACUUCUUCUGUGACAUCCAGCCCCUAAUGAAGUUGGCCUGUGCUGACACCACCAUCAAAGAAUUUAUUACUUUGCUCAUCAGUCUGUACGUCCUUGUUCUGCCCAUGGUGCUGAUUUUCAUCUAUGUCCCGACGGUCUCCACCAUCCUCAAGAUAGCAUCUGCUGAGGGCCGGAAAAAGGCUUUUGCUACCUGCGCCUCCCACCUCAUUGUGGUCAUCGUCCACUAUGGCUGUACCUCCUUCAUCUGCCUCAAACCCAAAUCCCAAAAUUCCCUGCAGGACAGACUCAUCUCCGUGACCUACAUGGUUGUCACCCCCCUACUGAGCCCUGUUGUAUACAGCCUGAGGAACAAAGAGGUCAAGGAUGUCUUGCUCAGAGCUUUAGGCAAAAAGCCCCUCUCUUAG
This is a messenger RNA of Neomonachus schauinslandi (Hawaiian monk seal), 1017 nucleotides long. RefSeq names its product olfactory receptor 10J4-like. Gene Ontology annotation, molecular function: olfactory receptor activity; G protein-coupled receptor activity. Gene Ontology annotation, biological process: G protein-coupled receptor signaling pathway. Gene Ontology annotation, cellular component: membrane. NCBI's taxonomy places the organism in Eukaryota, Metazoa, Chordata, Mammalia, Carnivora, Phocidae. The transcript has a single exon. The record is from RefSeq and is a predicted model, not a curated record.